UGUAAACAGAUAAAACGUUGCCUGAGAGACCAGUGGCAUAUGUUUAAACUCGGUCAGAGAGAGGCCAGACUUCUGCUGUCCUAUUUUCAUGUUCAGCUGGCAAUCAGCUCUUCACUUUGGGUUCACUUCAUGGUUAUUGUCCUGGAAACUCGUUAUCUGAGUUGAGGUCAACAUAUAAAAUGGAGGGUCAAGAAAUUAACUUUGAGCAAGCUUAUGGGUCUCUAUCGGAGACAGACAAAACGUUUGAACCCUUAUUCAUUGAGGAGGAAGAUGAAGACUACUUUGAAGACUGCUUGGAAGAGAUUGAGGCUGCUCUAACUCUUCCUGGAGAGUCCAUGCCUUAUUCAAAAAAAUGCAGAGAAGCUUUGCAAGCUGAGUUUAAUGGACUUAUGCAACAGAUGUUGGCACAGUUAGAUGUUUUUGAUGCAGCCCAUCCAACUACUGCACCACUGGAGUUAUAUUCAGAAACAGUGAACAAAAUGGACAAGAAUGGAUUCACAAAAACAAUCAAGUUCGGAGAGACGUGCAUUCCUGAGAAAGAGCAAACUGUGUUGGAGGUUGAAGAUAAUACUGUUUUCAACCCUGUCGAGGCAAGGCCUGAGUUGACUGCCACCAUGGAAAUACAAAAGCUCAGAGAAGCAUUUGAGAGCUGUAUUGAGGAGGUGGGCCAGCUGGAGCGCAGAAGGGAUGAGUUGGUUCAGGAGCUUCUGGAGUUGGAGGAGCCAAUGGCCCAAGAGCUGCAGACUGUGAGGGAGGCUCUGAGGAAAGAACAAAGCCUCCUGUCCAAAGUCAGACUGGAAAGACUGAGCCUGCAUGAGGACACUCAAAAGACCAAGAGACGCCUCUUCAUAGCGGCCCGAGACUGUGCACAGAGACAAGUGCAGCUUGAAUUACAACGAAAAGAGGUGGAGCAGCUCAACCAAGCUCAGGAGGAGCUGAAGGCCCUUGCUGUUAAGCUGGCUGAGGAGAUCACCAAGAUUCACUCAGAUCACCAAAGCCACCUGCAGGAACUACAAAAGCAACUGAACACCACUCAGGAAUCCAGCAAGAAGAAAAAUCGCUCUUAUGUAACUCAAGGACGACGGGCCUCUUGUGACCUCCAGCAGUACCUGCAUGGUGGGAUAAAAGCUCUAGAGGAGUUCUACGAGCCCCGGUUAGUGUCCCUGCUGAAGAGACGGGAGGCCACCAUGGAUGCCCUCAGUAAGGCUAAAGAGCAAUGCCUGGAGCUGAGGUCCCAGUUAGGACCACUGAGAGGAGAGGAGCAGAUGCUGAGACUCCAGAGAACUUGUCUGGAGGAGAGGAUCCAACUAAUGGAGAGACAGAGGAGGGAAAAUGUGGAACAAUAUCGGGACACAGUUGAUGCCUUAGAGGAGAACAUCAGAGAACUGAAAACUGAGCUCAAGAUCCAGGUAAAGAAGACAGAAGAACUGAAUAUGCUGAAGAACAACACGGCCAGAGAGCUGUUCUUCUACAGAGAGCAUGUAGAGGGCACCUGCAAGCAAGAGAACAGUGUGGCGGUGGAAAAAACCUAAUGAACUAAAGUUUGUGUUAUUAUCUAAUUAGUUAAGUAAAAUGCGUUUGAUAUAUUGUUUUCAUAGUUUAAUCGAAGCUGCCUCUCUUCUCUUAUUAAUAGUAUAAUUAAUAGCCAAUCACCAAAACAGUAAACCCAGUUUACUGAAGACGCACAACAGUGUUUUCUGCAAAGGUCAAAUUUGAUUUAAAAAAAAGCACUCCAGUUGUGUCAGAUAGCCAGAUCUUCAUCUGACAAGUUACACGAAUGUUCUUAAAACACAGUUUUGUUGUGUGUGUGUGUGUGUGAGGGCAUAAAGCUCAUAUAUAAGUGGUGCCUGUGAAAGUGCUUU
This is a messenger RNA of Cyprinus carpio (common carp), 1862 nucleotides long. RefSeq names its product syncoilin-like. The record is from RefSeq and is a predicted model, not a curated record. Lineage: Eukaryota; Metazoa; Chordata; Actinopteri; Cypriniformes; Cyprinidae. Gene Ontology annotation, cellular component: intermediate filament.